GUCGGUCACAGUUCAGACACACAGAGCAAAGAUGGCGUCGCUGAGUGACAAAUCAGUUUGGGAUGAAGUGGAGGAUGGCAUCGGCGAAGAAGUGUUAAAAAUGUCCACAGAGGAGAUAGUUCAGCGAACUCGUCUCCUUGACAGCGAGAUAAAGAUUAUGAAGAGCGAGGUGCUGCGUGUGACCCACGAGCUGCAGGCCAUGAAAGAUAAAAUCAAAGAAAACACGGAGAAGAUAAAGGUGAACAAAACGCUGCCGUACCUGGUGUCUAAUGUGAUCGAACUGCUGGACGUGGACCCCAAUGACCAGGAGGAAGACGGGGCUAACGUAGACCUGGACUCCCAGAGGAAAGGAAAGUGCGCCGUCAUUAAGACCUCCACCCGGCAGACCUACUUUCUGCCGGUGAUCGGGCUGGUGGACGCCGAGAAGCUGAAGCCCGGAGACCUGGUGGGUGUCAAUAAAGACUCCUACCUGAUCCUGGAGACCUUACCUACCGAGUACGACUCCAGAGUCAAGGCCAUGGAGGUGGACGAGCGUCCCACAGAGCAGUACAGCGACAUCGGAGGGCUGGACAAGCAGAUCCAGGAGCUGGUGGAGGCCAUCGUGCUGCCCAUGAACCACAAGGAGAAGUUUGAAAACCUGGGCAUCCAGCCACCUAAAGGGGUCCUGAUGUACGGACCACCUGGCACUGGGAAGACCCUCCUGGCCAGGGCCUGUGCCGCUCAGACCAAGGCCACAUUCCUGAAGCUGGCAGGUCCACAGCUGGUCCAGAUGUUCAUCGGAGACGGAGCCAAGCUGGUUAGAGAUGCCUUCGCCCUGGCCAAAGAGAAAGCCCCAUCCAUCAUCUUCAUCGAUGAGCUGGACGCCAUCGGAACCAAGAGGUUUGACAGCGAGAAGGCAGGAGACAGAGAGGUGCAGAGGACCAUGCUAGAGCUGCUCAACCAGCUGGAUGGAUUUCAACCCAACAUGCAGGUCAAGGUGAUUGCUGCCACCAACAGAGUGGACAUCUUGGACCCUGCCCUGCUCCGUUCAGGUCGUCUGGACAGGAAGAUCGAGUUCCCCAUGCCAAACGAAGAGGCCAGAGCUCGCAUCAUGCAGAUUCACUCCCGUAAGAUGAACGUCAGCCCCGACGUCAACUACGAGGAGCUGGCCCGCUGCACUGAUGACUUCAACGGAGCCCAGUGCAAAGCUGUGUGCGUGGAGGCCGGUAUGAUCGCGCUGCGUCGCGGAGCCACAGAGCUGAACCACGAGGAUUACAUGGAGGGAAUCCUGGAGGUGCAAGCCAAGAAGAAGGCAAACCUUCAGUACUACGCCUGAGGACACUGCCUGUGUCUGUGUUUGUGUAUGAGAGAGUCUUUGAUUAUUCAUUCAGCUGUUGAGGAAACACUUGUUACUUGUUAACUGAUGAUUAAUUUGAGUUAAUAAAAAUAAAUAAAAUGCUAUAACUAA
This is a messenger RNA of Amphiprion ocellaris (clown anemonefish), 1447 nucleotides long. RefSeq names its product proteasome 26S subunit, ATPase 3 (gene psmc3). Gene Ontology annotation, biological process: proteasome-mediated ubiquitin-dependent protein catabolic process. The transcript is spliced from 2 exons. NCBI's taxonomy places the organism in Eukaryota, Metazoa, Chordata, Actinopteri, Pomacentridae. Gene Ontology annotation, molecular function: ATP hydrolysis activity; proteasome-activating activity; ATP binding. The coding region runs from base 32 to 1315 and encodes 427 amino acids. The record is from RefSeq and is a predicted model, not a curated record. Gene Ontology annotation, cellular component: proteasome regulatory particle, base subcomplex.